CAGCCUUGUUUGUUGCCGGGCUUAUUCAGCUGCCGGCGCAGCGGGUGCCGGGGCAGGUGCUGAUGAGGCGGUUAAUCCACCAGAGCAUGAGAUCUUGGCUGCGGAGGCGCCCGGCCGUGCGCACAGCUUUGAGAGCGUCGAGUCAUCGAUCGUUGCGCCGCUGAAAUCGGCCUUGGCGAUGCUCUUGAUCUGCACCCACCCAUCGCACAGUCAAUAAAGGACGAGUGCGAGAUGACCCCCAUGAUACAUACGUCAUGAAAUGAAUGAGUGUGCGGACGGACCUUAUCGACGUUCUUCGCGUUGGUGAAGUCGGCGUUAUUCAACGCGGUGCCGGUGAAGUCGACGUUGGUGAGGUCGGCACCCGGCCACUUGGACUUCUCAAGAAACGCACCCUCGAAGUUCGAUCCCUUCAGCUUCGCGUCAGUGAACCUGACACACAUCACACCAAGCAGGCACACAUCAAGCAGACAUGGACAUGGUCAGUCAGUCAGUCAGUGUCUGGGUCUGUCGGGGCGUUGGUCGGCUUACAGAUUGCUGGGUGCCCACAUAUACGAGAAGUCGGCGUUUUCUGCCUUGAUGCCGCCCCAGUCCAGCCGCUUGUCGCCCGAGCUGCCCAGCUUCUUACCGUCAAGACUCGACUUGCCUGCACAGCACACACACACACACAAACAGACGAAAGCAUGAUUGAUUGUGGGUUGGUUGAGUUUGCAACCCCUCUCUCGCCGUGGACGCACGCACCGUCAUAAGCCUUCCAUGAGGGGUACUCGGUUUUGUCCCUCAGAAUGCCCAUGUACUCAGUGCCGAGGAUCUUGGGCUUCCUGUAGCCCUUCUCAGGCUGACACCACACACCAUUCACACAAACACAACACAGGCAGACAGAUAGACACGGAGAGUUAGUGUUGGGCGAUGAUUGAUUCAUUGGUUCAUGGAUCGAUUGCCAGGCUGGCUCACCGUGGCGGCAGAUGCGUGGGCAACGGAGUCGGUGAGGGCGGUGUGGUCGAUGACGGGGGAAAGCGCCACAGACGCACCCAGAAGGAAUGGCAACGCGCUCAGCAGCUGUCAAACGAACAUCACAGCAACCAUUGCACAAAUCAUCACAACAAUGAUUGAUCUGUCAUCGUGUUGGCUUUUCCCGUCCCUCGCUCACUUUGCGUUCAACCCCCCUCUCCGAUGAGUCGGCCAUCCUCAGCGCUGUCUUGUGCUGGUGCCUUGCAGGCGAUGACAGCGGCCGGACGGCGCUGUACCGAAACGCAUUGGUGGUGCCGACCAACAGAGCCGCGACGGCGAUGCAAAAUCCACGAGAAGCCAUCCCUUCGACACCAGAUCUGAC
This is a messenger RNA of Vitrella brassicaformis, 1330 nucleotides long. The record is from the annotation of a GenBank genome assembly. NCBI's taxonomy places the organism in Eukaryota, Vitrellaceae.